Messenger RNA from Camellia sinensis, 660 nucleotides. Lineage: Eukaryota; Viridiplantae; Streptophyta; Magnoliopsida; Ericales; Theaceae. The record is from RefSeq and is a predicted model, not a curated record.
AUGGCAGUGGUUAAGUCACAAGUAACAAGAUCACUAAGAGAUAUACCACCAGCUCACUACCUUCUCAAGAUUGAGUCAUUCUCACUACUCUCGCAAUUACUCUUAGAUGUUGGAAUGAAGAAUUAUGAAUCAGACAUUUUUGAAGCCAGUGGCUACAAAUGGAAAUUGUCACUCUACCCAAGUGGCGAUAAACAAAGAAAAGGGAAAGGACACAUCUCUCUUUACUUGCUAAUUGCAGAGACAAAUGACCAUAAUGGGAAGGUAAAAUGCUUUCAUUUGAUGAAAACUGAAUUCGGUUUUCCCCAAUUACUCCCAUUUGGUACUUUCAACGAUGCUGCUAAUGGAUACCUCAUCAGAGACACGUGCUUGUUUGGAGCAGAAGUUGUUAUGAAUUGCACUGGCAGAGGAGAGUGUCUAACUUUAUUGAAAAAAGGACUCGACAUUACUUACACUUGGAAGAUUGAUAAGUUCUCAUCUCUAGUUUCCAAAAUUCAUUAUUCUGAUGUCUUCACUAUUGGAAAUCAGAAGUGGAAGGGUAACCAUUCGUUCUUGUCGUUUACUAAGCUCCAUGAUGCUUCUAAGGGAUUCCUUGUGAAGGAUACUUUGAUUAUUGAAGCUGAAGUUAGUGUCUUAUCCACAGUGAAUAAUUUCUCCAAGUAA